Chenopodium quinoa (quinoa) is the source of this 1605-nucleotide messenger RNA. RefSeq lists its product as uncharacterized. The transcript is spliced from 2 exons. The record is from RefSeq and is a predicted model, not a curated record. NCBI's taxonomy places the organism in Eukaryota, Viridiplantae, Streptophyta, Magnoliopsida, Caryophyllales, Amaranthaceae. The coding region runs from base 648 to 1061 and encodes 137 amino acids.
AUGAAAUUAGAUGGAGUAAGUAAUAAAAUUGUGCUGUUGAGAAGGUUUAAGAUAGGAUAACAACAACAAUUUACGUAAAUAUAUGUGGAUAUAUUGUUCUCUCUUGAUAAUUAUUGUGAAAUUACUUUAUUAUAAAGGAUCUUGCUAACGAACGUCCCCCGGGCGUUAGAUAAGCAUUUAAAAUAUCUUGAAAAGUGGUGUUAAUUUGGGAAUACAUGACAAUCACACGUUGAUCGGUGUAAUUAAUGCUCAUUUUAGUUUAAUAUUUCUAUUUUUAGCUAGCUUAGGGCGUUCGUUAACUUUUCCUAUUAUAAAAGGAUUAUGCAGAAUCAUAAAAAUCAUCCUUAUCGCUACAACAAAUUGUCGAAUUACCUAUCCAAAAAGGUUCUAUAGAUUUGUGCGUAAGAUAUUCCAUAAAUAUCUACCUAACAAUCGUUACAUACUAUAUGCUGUUAUAUUAAUGAUUUGAUUUAAUAUAAUAAAUUCGUUACCCAGGACAUGAAGACUUGUAACAGGUAUAUCACACCCCAAAUAAUUGAGAUCUCUCUUUGAUUUUACUGACCACAAACACAUCAAUCAUAAAUAAAAAUAUCUUACUUUCAUAACAAAUAAUCUCAUUUCCUGAUUCUCAAACAUUUGAGCUUCAAAUGAUGGCGGAAAUCACAUUCAAGUUAAGCUUCUUCACUGUCUUCAUAUCAGAUCUACUUAUGCUCACUCAAUCAGGUGACAUAUUUGCUAAAAAGCUAAAUCGCAUAAAUGUAGAGGAUCAGGAUGAACUAGAAAGUGGUAGCUUAUUAAUGCAAAUGUUGAUAGAGGCCGAAACAAAAACAUUAGGACUUGCCAAAGAUGUAAUGGAAAUACAAACAGGUCGAGAAGAUGCAAACUCAAAAGAUCAAUUAAAGUGCAUACCUUGUGGAGCAGCCUGUAUUUCUUCAAGAAAUUGCUGUAGAAACUGUUAUUGCCUUAUCUGGGAGCUUGUUAACCUCGAUGUGUUCGUAAUAGACCAUCUCAUUAACCAACUUAGUAGAUUUCAUUACUACUUUACUAGGAUGUCACCUUAGACUACCAGAAUCAGAAUAUAGAUCAUGUAAUAAAGUGGUUAGUCUCAGUAUAUAUUGCUGUUUCCUAUGAUAUAUGGAUUAACCUCGUGAUUUUAUUCUCUAUGUUCGCUGACUGUAUCAUGUAAUUUGGUCUAGUUCACAAUUAUUAAGACAGAGGAGAGAUUGUUUUCACAUUUUGCAGGAGUAAUCAGUGCUGAUGAGAAGAUAUAGGUGACCAUAGAGAAUGAAAGUGGAAACUUACUUAAAGAGCUAGUAAAAGCAGGAGCAGUUUUGCAAUACGACAUUCAUGAGGAGGUGAUGGACAAGGUUUCGGAUAAGACUUUAUCUGCCAAAUUAAAGUGCACUCAAUGUGGUAGAGAAUGCUCAUCAUUGAAUGACUGUUGUGGACUUUGUGGUUGUGUAUAUAACACUUGCCUAUCUGCCAAACAAGAAUAUUAUGCUCAAUGCAGAGUGAUAGUUGAUCUUAUACUAAUAUUGUAAACAUGCUUUGCCAAUAACAUCAAAAGUAACCAUGAAAUAAACUAGCUAAUGAAGAUCAGCAAAA